AUGGGCGAGCGGCUGACCGAUGAUAUCAUCGAUGCAUAUUGUGAUAAGUUGCAAGAAAGUAUUAACAGGGAAGUUGACGGCAUGCUUGCAAUGCAGUAUAUUCUGUUGGAGCCAGAUUCACUAAAAAACUUGAUAAGAGGUGACAAAAACGUGUGUCAAGUGAUCUAUGAUCAUUGUCGAGCGCAUUACGUGGUGUUGUUCCGAAACAAGCUCAUUCCGAGACGUGUUGUUGUCUACGAUCCCAUCGUACCACAUAAAGAUUCCGUCCGUGACACGGUGAGAAGGCGCUAUACCAUCUUCUUUUUUUUAGCCACAUUUCUGCUGUUAUCAAAUUGUUUAUUCGAAUAA
This is a messenger RNA of Gongylonema pulchrum, 348 nucleotides long. The record is from the annotation of a GenBank genome assembly. NCBI's taxonomy places the organism in Eukaryota, Metazoa, Nematoda, Chromadorea, Rhabditida, Gongylonematidae.